AGGGAUCAGUUCUCCGAGCUGGUGGGGCAGGACCGGGACAGGAGAGCGAACGGAGGGCUCUUCUGCGGCAAAGUAAGCGCGUAUCCAGGGGCUUUAUUCCCCGUUUCUAACCCCCCUUUUUGUUCUUCUUUCUCCGCGUCUGUGGAAAUGAGGACAUAAUCCACGCGGGACCAGCUGCGCACAAACACUUCUGAAGUUGGAGAGAAUUUGGAGCGGCGAAGAAGAAGAAGAAAAAGAAGAAGAAGAUGGAGGGCUUGAAGAUCGUGGCACUGUGUUUUCUAUUCGGGGCCCUGAGCAACGCCCAGGCCCCUGAGUGCAGCAAGAAGAGAGAGUGUCCCAUUGACGUGUACUUCACCAUCGACACGUCAGAGACCAUCGCCCUGCAGGAGACACCACCCGGAUCCCUCGUGGAGAGCCUCAAGACCUUCAGUGAGCGCUUUGCCGAACGGUUAGAGGACGCCGAACUUCAAGGCACCGUGCGAAUCAACUGGAAUAUCGGCGGACUGCACUUCUCCCAGACACAGCAGGUGUUCAGCCGCAUGGGCUCCAAGAACGAUUUCAUCAACGGUGUCAGGGGAAUCCGUUACCUCGGGAAGGGCACCUACACGGACUGCGCCCUCACCAACAUGACCCAGGAAAUGCGACGCUCGCCCUUCUACCCCAACGCUCUGAGGUUUGCCGUGGUCAUCACCGACGGCCACGUGACCGGCAACCCCUGCGGGGGCAUCAAAGUGGCGGCGGAAAGGGCUCGGGACGAGGGCAUCCGCAUUUUUGUGGUGGCGGCUUCCAAGAACAUCGACGAGACGGGACUCCGGGAGAUUGCUAACACUCCGGCGACAGUCUACAGGAGGGACUUCAUGGCUGUGGACUUGAGCUCGGGCAGAGCUGUGAUCCAGACGGACACCAUCGACCGCAUCAUUAAGACCAUGAAACAUUUAUCAUACAUAGAGUGCUACAAAGUGUCCUGCCUCGAAACAGCCGGUCCACUCGGUCCAAAAGGCCACAGAGGACAGAAAGGUGCCAAAGGAGACAAUGGUGACCCAGGUCCGAAAGGACAGAGAGGUCGUCCAGGUGACCCAGGUAUUGAAGGACCCAUCGGUCAGCCCGGUAUUAAAGGAGAGUCGGGUCUUAAAGGCGACAAGGGAGAGCUGGGCACUCAAGGGAAAAAGGGUGUAGCCGGUAUCGCAGGGCGCAAUGGGACAGACGGACAGAAAGGUAAAAUCGGACGGAUCGGUGCUCCUGGCUGCAAAGGAGACUCAGGCGACAGAGGUUCGGAUGGUCACCCUGGAGACGUUGGUGAAUAUGGUCUUCCUGGAACUGCUGGAGAUAAGGGAGAUCCGGGACGUCCAGGAAGAUCUGGUCCUUCUGGCCCUCCUGGUGAAGGUGGACCAAAGGGAGAAAGGGGAAGUUCUGGAUCACCUGGCCAACCUGGACAGAAAGGAACUGCUGGUACUCCUGGACUUCCUGGGAAUAGAGGAGAGCCAGGAAGGCGAGGAGAUUAUGGAACCAAAGGCGCUCAAGGACCAGAUGGGCCUAACGGAGAAAAGGGUGAAAUGGGCUCAGAAGGCCUGAGGGGGCUUCCAGGCGAAUCAGGAAACAAAGGAUCAAAGGGCGACAAUGGUCUUCCAGGUCCAAGAGGACCACCAGGAAUCCCAGGAGAGGCUGGACGCAAUGGUACAAGAGGUGAUGCUGGCGAUGCUGGACCAAGAGGAGAUCCAGGAUCAGUUGGACCUAAGGGAGACCCUGGAAGACCUGGUUUCAGCUAUCCUGGACCAAGGGGAUCAUCGGGUGAAAGAGGAGAGAAGGGAAACCGUGGACCUCGUGGCAGUAGAGGGGACUGCGGUCCGAAGGGUGAGCCUGGAACUAAAGGACCCUCAGGAGAGGCCGGUGAACCAGGACCUAAUGGAGAGCCUGGAACCCGUGGACCCAGAGGAGACGCUGGGCGCGAUGGGGACCCGGGUCAUGAAGGAGAUCCUGGCCUCACAGAAUGUGAUGUCAUGAGCUACAUCAGGGAAACAUGCGGCUGCUGUGAUUGUGAGAAGCGGUGCGGCGCUUUGGACAUCGUGUUCGUCAUCGACAGCUCCGAGUCCGUGGGCCUGACCAACUUCACCCUGGAGAAGAACUUUGUCAUCAACACCAUCAACCGACUGGGAUCUCUCGCCAAGGACCCCCAGUCGGAAACAGGCACAAGAGUGGGAGUGGUUCAGUACAGUCACAGCGGAACGUUCCAGGCCAUCCGACUCGAUGACCCCAAGAUUGAUUCGCUUUCCUCAUUCAAGGAUUCCGUGAAGCGCAUGGAGUGGAUCGCCGGGGGAACCUGGACUCCCUCUGCUCUGAAGUACGCCUACGACAACCUGAUCAGGGACAGCCGUAGAGCCAAAGCCAACGUCACCGUGGUGGUCAUCACUGACGGACGCUUCGACCCCAGAGACGACGACUCCUUGCUCACCUACCUCUGCAGUGAUCCCAGUGUGGACGUGAGCGCCAUCGGUAUCGGAGACAUGUUCGACCAGAUUGAGGAGAACGAGAUUCUGAAGAGCAUAGCCUGCCAGAGGGACGGCAGAGUUCUGGGCAUGAGGCGCUUCGCCGACCUGGUGGCCGAGGAGUUCAUUGACAAGAUUGAAACCGUGCUCUGCCCAGAUCCUGUGGUUGUAUGCCCUGACCUCCCAUGCAAGACAGAGCCCGAUGUGGCCAGCUGUGUGCAGCGUCCCGUGGACGUGGUGUUCCUCCUGGACGGCUCCGAGAGGAUGGGUCUGGAGAACCACCGCCGGGCCAAGGAGUUCAUCGACAACGUGGCGCGGCGCCUGACCCUCGCCAACGGCCAGUCGGACGAGCGCAACGCCCGCGUCGCCCUGGUGCAGUACGGCAGCCCCGCCGAACAGCGAGUGGAGUUCCCGCUCACGCACAACCUGACGGUGAUCGCCGACUCGCUGGCGGGAGUGACCUACAUGGACUCUUCCUCGGCUCUGGGCAACGCCAUCAUCCAUGCGGUCAACAAUGUGGUUUAUCGAUCAGGCGCUCAGGGAACCCGCUUUGCUCGCCGCAACGCCGAGCUGGCCUUCGUCUUCAUCACCGACGGCAUCACCUCCGGCGAGCAGCUGGACGAGGGCGUGUCCUCCAUGAAGCGCGCCGAGGGCGUCCCCACGGUCAUCGCCCUGGGGACCGACACCGACGAGGAGGUGCUGACCAAGGUGGCGCUCGGCGACACGUCGUCCAUCUUCCGGGGCGCCGACUACGCCGUGUUGAACAAGCCCUCCUUCUUCGAGCGCUUCAUCCGCUGGAUCUGCUAGUGAGGAGCGGCGCCGCAGGAUCAGGGUUUGUAGAACGGAGGAAGGGGGCAACGUCAACCACCAACUUGAUGGGAACCGGAGGCAAAGCACUGAUAGGUUCAGACAGUUUCAACGUGACUUUUUUUUUUUAACUCGGGCCAAUCACUAGAUUGUUCUAUUCUUUCUAACUCUACGGUCAGAUGUCCCGCCAAAAGACACUCGUCGACGAUUUGUACGAUAAGGCUUUUAUUUCCUUUUUUUUUUUUUGCAGAAGAUAAAUAUUUUUUUUCUCACCGUCAAUAUUUACAUUAAAAGGUGCUAAACGAGAGAGAAGGACAAAGUUUUGAGGUUUUUGUACCAUAUUAUUCUGUACGACUAUAGUUUGUCAGGGGGAUGGAAACGGAAUAAAUGCCACGAGAUUCGAACACACGCUCAUAUUAAUUCACAGACACACAAAACCCCAUCUGUAAACACAAAAAUCCAAUAAAUCCAAAUGUGGUAACUCCAA
Nerophis ophidion (straightnose pipefish) is the source of this 3777-nucleotide messenger RNA. It is a transcript of the gene col6a2, whose product is annotated as collagen, type VI, alpha 2. Lineage: Eukaryota; Metazoa; Chordata; Actinopteri; Syngnathiformes; Syngnathidae. Bases 246 to 3290 code for a protein of 1014 amino acids. The transcript is spliced from 32 exons. The record is from RefSeq and is a predicted model, not a curated record.